CUAAACACUUCAAAUCAGAGAAGACAGGACGAGGCCAGCUAAGGGAAGGCUGGCGAGAUAGUCAUCAGCCGAUCAUGUGUUCUUACAAGCUGGUGACCGUGAAAUUCGAGGUGUGGGGGCUUCAGACCCGAGUGGAACAAUUUGUGCACAAGGUUGUCCGAGACAUUCUGCUGAUUGGACACAGGCAGGCUUUCGCGUGGGUUGAUGAGUGGUAUGAUAUGACAAUGGAUGAUGUUCGGGAAUACGAGAAAAACAUGCAUGAACAAACCAACAUAAAAGUUUGCAAUCCGCAUUCCUCCACUGUGGAUGACAUAGAGAAUCAUGCCCAAACAAGUGUAUCCGUGUUAGCCAAUCAGUUCCUUUUUACUCCGGACAUGACAAUGGACCAAGUGCGAGAAUUCGAACGAGCUACUCAGGAAGCCACCAACAAGAAAAUCGGCGUGUUCCCGCCUGCCAUCUCCAUCUCCAGCAUCUCCCUGCUGCCUUCCUCGGUGCGCAGCGCCCCGUCCAGCGCGCCCUCCACCCCCCUCUCCACCGAUGCCCCAGAAUUCCUGUCCGUCCCCAAAGAUCGGCCGCGGAAAAAGUCGGCUCCAGAAACUCUCACCCUGCCAGACCCCGAGAAGCCAGCCACCCUGAAUUUACCUGGCCUGCGCUCUUCUGAGAAGCCAUGUCGGCCCAAAUCAGAGUAA
Molecule: messenger RNA, 689 nt
Organism: Dipodomys ordii (Ord's kangaroo rat)
Lineage: Eukaryota; Metazoa; Chordata; Mammalia; Rodentia; Heteromyidae
Product: cytoplasmic phosphatidylinositol transfer protein 1-like
Exons: 5
Coding region: 75-689 (204 amino acids)
Biological process (GO): phospholipid transport
Cellular component (GO): cytoplasm
Molecular function (GO): phosphatidylinositol binding; phosphatidylinositol transfer activity
Source: RefSeq, a predicted model, not a curated record